This is a messenger RNA of Diaporthe batatas, 1560 nucleotides long. RefSeq lists its product as uncharacterized. Gene Ontology annotation, molecular function: transmembrane transporter activity. The record is from RefSeq and is a predicted model, not a curated record. The coding region runs from base 1 to 1560 and encodes 519 amino acids. NCBI's taxonomy places the organism in Eukaryota, Fungi, Ascomycota, Sordariomycetes, Diaporthales, Diaporthaceae. Gene Ontology annotation, biological process: transmembrane transport. The transcript has 6 exons.
AUGUCGGCCCAGAAGAGUGAGGAUUCGAAGGGCAAGGAGGUUCUCACCCGAGAGCCGUCAGUAGGUAAUGGCGGGCUCGAAGUCGUCGACGACCAACAGGUGUCCGAUUUCUACGGUAGCUCCGUCAGCGACAGCUACCGGUUGAAUCUUCUAGUCGUGUUUAAUUCGUGUGUGCUAUUCAGGUUCCAAUGGUACCUCUUCGUGGUGGGGGGCAUGGGUUGGGUAGUGGACAAUUUCUUUAGUCAAGGAAUAACCGCUAUCAGACCGCCGGUAGCAAACGAGUUCACCGAUAUUACACAUCUAAGCUUCAGCUCCGUCGCCUACUAUGUUGGGCUGAUCAUUGGAGCGUCCUUCUGGGGCAUCACGGCAGACCUCAUCGGACGCAAGCCUGCUUUUAAUGCCACAAUUCUGAUCGGUGGUAUCUUCGCCUGCGCGUCAGCUGGGUCACAGAACUUCGUAACGUUCUGCUCGCUUUGGGCUGUUAUUGGCACAGCUGCAGGCGGUAACGUCCCUGUUGACAGCAUUAUUUUCCUGGAAUUCAUACCCCAAGAACGCCAGUGGUUGUUGGCAAGCCUGUCCGCAUGGUGGAAUUUGGGACAAGUCAUUGUCUCGUUGGUGGCGUGGGUGUUUCUGGCAAACUAUGCUUGUGAGAGUUCCGAAGCUCCCUGCGCUGCGAGUUCAAACAUGGGUUGGCGGUAUGUUAUGAUCACGCUAGGUUCCCUCGCCAUCGCCUUCGCCCUCAUCCGAAUUCUCGUGUUCAAGAUGCCCGAGUCACCACGAUACCUAUUGUCAAGGGGGCGUGACGCCGAGGCAGUCGAUGCUGUCAAUUAUGUGGCUCGAUACAACGGAAAGCCCGAAACCUUGACCCUGGAUAUGCUCAAGGCGAUCGAUGCAGCUCAGUCUGGGCUGAUCAUCCAAGAGGAACAGAGUGAAAGCACUUCGCCUGCAGUUGCCGAGAAGAAGGCGCCACUGUCCUACAAGCAGAUCAUCGCCGAGAAUUUCAAGGACUACAGCAGUCAUAGCUACCGCAAGCUCUUUGCAAGCCGCAAGAUGGCUCGACACAGUUCGGUGAUUUUUCUCAUCUGGUUGACCAUCGGCGUGGCAUACCCGCUCUAUUUCGCUUUCAUCACAUCCUACCUCCAAACGAAAACGACCUACUCCACGAACAACUCACUCAACCACACUUACAUGGUCUAUUGCAUCGUCUCAGUAGUUGGCGUGGUCGGCCCAAUUGCAGCUGGUUUCUGCGUUGAAACGCGCUUGGGGCGGCGCUGGAUGAUGGCCCUGUCCGCGAUGCUAACUGGUGUUUUUCUGUUCGCAUACACAAGCGUUGGUACAGAGGCAGCAGACAUCGGCUUUCAAUGUGCGACCGCCAUUCUUGGCAACUUUGAAUAUGCAAUCAUGUUCGCAUUUACGCCAGAGUCAUUCCCUGCCCCAGUCAGGGGAACUGGAACUGGGAUUGCGGCGGCAUUGCUACUAACACAAGCCACCCCUGCUAUUCACCCCCAUUUUCGACCCGAUGCCUGCAGGGGGACAAUGCUCCACUCCCAUUGCCCGUGA